AUGGGAGAACCGAGUCUGCGAAUCACUCUUACAUACAAUGAAGAUUUUAAGAAAAACGUGUGUAUACCAUAUUUCAAGGAUAUCUAUAAGUAUGCAUAAUUACCAGGAAUUUUGGGGGAGAGAUUUUUUUAAGUGAUGGAUCUAAACUCAGAUGGAUACAUAGAUUACAAAGAGUUCUUAACGGGAUUCCUUAGGAUUUACUGCGCUACUUUCGAUUAGAAAACAAAGUUUGUGUUUGAGAUUUAUGAUUUCGACUCUGACGGCUAUAUCUCAAAGUCGGAUAUCUUAACAAUAUUAAAGUAUGUUCCAGUUGCAAAUGAUACACCAGUACUCGGUGAGGGCAAGUUUACAUAAGAAGGUGGAGGUGCUUCUGAUUAUCUUGAGAGAGUUGAGACUCUUCAGCAAAUGUAUAAUAGUUUGGAUUUAUGUUUUGGCACUAAAGAGAGGAUAAAUUUUUAGGAAUUUUCCAAGAUAAAUGAAGAAGUUGCCUCUGACAUGCUUCUUUCAGUGUUGAAUCUGUUUAGAGAGCGUUUACCUUGCUCAGAAAACUACUGGAAGUAUAAGAGAAGUUAUGAGCUGCAAUAAUUCAAUAUUAAAAAUCAAUAAGAGGAAGAAGAAAAACAAACAGAUCCAUCAACUAGAUCAUAAAGUCCAGGUGUAUAACAACCAGGAGAUGGAAUUGAAGUUUAGAAUAAAAUGCUAGCAUCCCCUCAAAUGACUAGACUAAAACCUUUAUCACCGUAUUUAGCUGGUGCAAAUAGACUAAGAUAACAAAAGGAUGCAAACAAUCCAUUGCUUAAAUACGUUUAAACAAAAAAGGAUCCGAAUGAAAUGAAUGGUUAAGGAACUAUUGAUUAACAACAUUCUCCAAGAAUUGAGAACAUGGAUGAGUAGUCUGUCUGUAACUCAAUUCCUAUAAGUAAAUUCUAGUCAAAUCAUCUAUCAAAGAAAAAGAAUCAGGAGACCAGCCAUAAACUGGAUGAAGAUGGAUAAUUAUCACCAACGGCCACAUAAGCUUAGAGAUUGACUGGCUUUAAAAAUAUAGAUUCCCCUUCCUUAUUGAUAGCAGCAGGAGUGUAAAAAAUGAACUUGGACAAUGAAAUUGACCAUAAGAUUACUCAGAGAUUUUGCAUAUGUGGCCUACCAUGCUUACCAGAUUAAGAGAUGUGUGAUAGCUGUCUUGAUUAUAUGGGAAAGAACUUUAUUGAGGAUAAAGACAAAUGGAUGGAUGCUAUUAAAAAAGCAAUAGGUUACGCAAACCUUUAUGACUUCUAUGAUAUCAAGGAGAAUUUAGGUUAGGGAAAAUACGGCGUAGUGAAAAGAGCAGUGCAUAAAAAGACUCAAAAAGAGGUUGCUGUAAAGGUUGUAAAGAAAAAAGAAUUAGGACUUAAAGAUCUAGAACUUCUAAAGAGAGAAAUAGAAGUUCUGAAAAUUUGUCAGCAUCCCUAUAUCAUCACUCUCUAUGAUAUAUUCGAAAAUCAAGACUAUCUAUAUAUCGUAAUGGAAUAUCUCUCUGGUGGGGACCUAUUCAGUUUCUUAGAAAAAAGAGCUUUUAAGGUGACUGAGGAAAGAGCUCGUUAAAUAGCUCACUAAUUGGCCACUGCUAUUUAUUAUCUACACAGCUUUGGCAUAGCUCACAGAGAUCUUAAGCCAGAAAAUAUCUUAAUGAUAAAUACUGAUGAGAAGGCUCAUGUAAAAAUCGUAGAUUUCGGUCUUUCUAAAAGCUUUGGUCCCAACGAAACUUGUAAAGAACCUUUUGGUACUCUUUGCUAUGUAGCUCCCGAGAUCUUAUUGUAAAGAUCAUACGAUAAGUCUGUCGAUUUGUGGAGUCUUGGAGUGAUUGUCCAUCUCAUGCUGAGUGGUUCUCUUCCAUUUGAUGACUAAGAUGACAGAGAAAUAGCUAAGAAAACUAUUUAUUAGGAGGUUACUCUAAGUCAUCCAAACUGGAACGUAGUAACUGAUGAUGCUAAAGACCUUGUUUUAAGGUUACUCACAAAAAAUAGAAGAGACAGAAUUUCAUUAGAGCAUGUGCUUGAGCAUCCAUGGAUAGCUAACAAGAAAAUCACUGACCUCAGAAGGAAGUCUAGCGACGAGGGAGACUAACUUCUACAAUUCGUUGCUUAUAGCAACACAGACAUUAACAUCAUUAAUAAAAGUAGUCCAAGAAAAGAGAUUGCAUGA
Messenger RNA from Stylonychia lemnae, 2181 nucleotides. The record is from the annotation of a GenBank genome assembly. NCBI's taxonomy places the organism in Eukaryota, Ciliophora, Spirotrichea, Sporadotrichida, Oxytrichidae.